This is a messenger RNA of Brassicogethes aeneus, 1123 nucleotides long. The record is from the annotation of a GenBank genome assembly. NCBI's taxonomy places the organism in Eukaryota, Metazoa, Arthropoda, Insecta, Coleoptera, Nitidulidae.
AAAGUAGUAAUUUUUGCAAUGUCCCCAUAUAAUGAUGUGACAUUCAAUUUAGAUAAGCAAUAGGUGGGUAAUCGCAACGCAUUUUUGUAAAACACUUAAUAGGUAUAGGUAAAGUAGUAAACAUGCGUUUAGUUACAUGUCAGCUUUGUUAUGUGUUUGUUUUUUUAAUAAGUUUUGCUAACGCUCGAAAUCGUAUUGUUGGGGGUAUUGAAACAAACAUUGAAAAUUACCCGUACCAAUUACAACUUCAUCUAAAUGGUCAUAUGAUUUGCGGAGCAGUCCUAAUUAGUAACCAAGUUGCUUUAACAGCUGGGCAUUGUAUUUUGAAACCAGGUAAUUACGAAGUUAACGGAGGAACUUCCUAUUCAAAUAAAGGAGGAACUUUAAAACACGUUAAAGAAGUUGUGUUGCAUCCAUCAUGGACUAUGGCAAGAUCUGAUUAUGACCUUGCCAUCUUAAGACUUGACCAUCCAUUUAAGCCAUCCAAUAAAAUUCGCCCUAUAAAACUGGCAAACGCUUAUGCCCGGCUGAAUCCAGGUACCAAAGGAAACGUAACAGGUUAUGGGUCUGUCAAUUCGAAGGCAACAAGCAUGUCAAAGCGUCUUCAUGCAGUUGAAUUGCCGAUAGUCAACCAAGAAGAAUGCAGAAAUGAUUACGGAUAUGUGAAUCCCAUUACCUCCAGAAUGUUUUGUGCUGGGUAUAAAAACGGAGGAAAAGAUGCAUGUCAGGGUGAUUCAGGAGGACCUUUUGCAGUAGACGGUGUUCUAUACGGGAUUGUAUCUUGGGGAUUGAACUGUGCCGAACCAAACCAUCCUGGAGUUUUUACCAGCAUCCCGGAAUUAAGAACCUACAUAAAUCUUAACACUAAAUUGUAAAACAAGACAUUUUUCUCUGCUACAACGCAAUAACAUGUACCCAGGUAGCACACUGACGUUUAAAUGACGUUGAAGAGACGUCAUUUAAACGUCAGCAGACGUCAGUAUGCUACCUGGGUAAAUGGAUAUUUUAAGGAAAUAAACCUGUACUUCUGUGUAGGUAUGUAUUUGUUUUUUUGUGCAGACACAAUGAAAUUUUCCACCACAAAUUUCAGAUGUAUAUCUACAUGUUUAAUGGUUAAAUGCAU